This is a messenger RNA of Suricata suricatta (meerkat), 2432 nucleotides long. It is a transcript of the gene TRIM68, whose product is annotated as tripartite motif containing 68. The transcript has 7 exons. Lineage: Eukaryota; Metazoa; Chordata; Mammalia; Carnivora; Herpestidae. The record is from RefSeq and is a predicted model, not a curated record. The coding region runs from base 170 to 1627 and encodes 485 amino acids. Gene Ontology annotation, molecular function: zinc ion binding; protein binding.
CUUGCUCGCCGCUCAUUGGCUCCGGUCAGGUGGGCGGAGCCUGAAGCCGUGAGGGAGAGGUCGAGGAGCUGGCCGCUUUGGGGCCUUCAUCUCCGCGGGGGCCUCAAAUACCUCUUCCUGGUUUUAUUCUAUUCCUCUUCUCUCCCUGAUGAGGGAGUGAGAAGGAGCCAUGGAUCCUACAACAUUGGUGGAAGCCAUCGUGGAAGAAGUGGCCUGUCCCAUCUGCAUGACCUUUCUGAUGGAGCCUGUGAGCAUCGACUGUGGCCACAGCUUCUGCCACGGCUGUCUCUCUGGACUCUGGGAGGUGCCGGGAGAAUCCCAGAACUGGGGUUACACCUGUCCCCUCUGCCGGGCUCCUGUCCAGCCCAGGAACCUGCGGCCUAAUUGGCAGCUGGCCAAUGUUGUAGAAAAAGUUCGUCUGCUAGGGCUGCAUCCAGGAAUGGGGCUAAAGGGGGAUGUGUGCGAGCUUCACAGGGAACAGCUAAAGAUGUUCUGCAAAGAGGAUGGCGUGAUCCUGUGUGAGGCCUGCAGCCAGUCCCCCGAGCAUGAGGACCACAGUGUUGUGCCCAUGGAGGAUGUCACCUGGGAGUAUAAGUGGAAACUCCAUGAGGCUCUAGAGCAUCUAAGGAAAGAGCAAGAUGAGGCCUGGAAGCUGGAAGUUGGUGAGAGGAAGCGAACCGCCAGCUGGAAGAUCCAGGUAGAAACCCGAAAGCAAAGUAUCAUGUGGGAGUUUGAGAAAUAUCGGCGAUUACUAAAGAAAAAACAGCCACCAGGCCGGCAACUGGAGGUGGAAGCAGCCGCAGCUCUGGCCAGCCUAGAGCAAGAAGAAGGGGAGACCAUGCAAAAACUGGAGCAGAAUCGUAAUGAGCUCAUGCAGCAGAGCCGGGUGCUAUGGGGGAUGAUUGCAGAACUGGAAGAGAGGUCUCAGAGGCCUGUCCGCUGGAUGCUGCAGGGUAUUCAGGAAAUCUUAAGCAGGAGCAAGUCUUGGAGCCUGCAGCGACCAGAACCAGUCUCCCUGGAGCUGAACACAGAAUGCCGUGUGCUGGGGCUAAGAGAGAUUUUGAAGACAUAUGCAGCUGAUGUGUGCCUGGAUCCAGACACUGCUUAUUCCCGCCUCAUUGUGUCCGAGGACAGAAAAUGUGUGCGCUAUGGAGACACCAAGCAGAAAUUGCCCGACAAUCCUGAGAGAUUUUACCGCUACAAUAUCGUCCUGGGCAGCCAGUGCAUCUCCUCAGGCCGGCACUACUGGGAGGUGGAAGUGGGAGACAGGUCAGAAUGGGGCCUGGGAGUGUGCAAAGAAAAUGUAGACCGGAAAGAGGUGGUCUAUUUAUCCCCCCACUACGGAUUCUGGGUGAUAAGGCUGCGGAAGGGAAAUGAGUACCGAGCAGGCACUGAUGAAUACCCUCUCCUGUCCUUGCUGGUCCCUCCCCGCCGGGUGGGGGUCUUCCUGGAUUAUGAGGCCCAUGAUAUCUCUUUCUACAAUGUGACUGACAGUGGCUCCCACAUUUUCACGUUCCCCCACUAUCCCUUCCCUGGGCGUCUCCUGCCCUACUUUAGUCCUUGCUAUAGCAUCUGCGCUAACAACACAGCUCCUCUGGCCAUCUGUUCCCUGGAUGAGGAGGACUGACUGAGCCACCAUCCUAGCCAGAGGCCUUGGAGUUUUGCUUGGCCUGCAGGGGUCUUGGUGGGCCUGGCCACUGACAGGGGUUCCCUUAAACUAAGCUGAGCUUAGGAACCAAGGAGUCCUCUGCCUGACUCAGUGGUCUGUUGCUACUGGGCCAAAGUCACUCAUCUGAAAAAGCUGAGGCUCAGUUAAGUGAGCACCACACUCCUGUGAGGGAAGCAUGAUGUGGCUAAGGGUGAGGAUCAGAGCAAUUGUAAGAUAACUGGUUGGUGUCAGAGUCAGGACUUUGUCCUGUCUGUAGCUCAUGCUGCUCUCUCCUGGUCCCUGUUGGUGCCAUAAUUAAGUGAGUGAGGAUGAAGAAGUAGAUCCAGCAUUCAGGAAACCCUCUGUACAGGGUUUACCAAAAAGCCAAAAGACAAUUGUCCAUAUUCAGAGCUGUUUGCUGUGCUGAUACCAUUAGAGGAUGCUUUGCCUGACAUUUGCUCUACUGAGCAACCCAUAUUUGACCCCCGCUCUCUGACCUCCUAACUAGAGAAAUGCAUUGCAACAUUGCCCAGGCCACACCUCUCUGAGCAUAAAUUGGGAAACUCCCUGUAUCUCAGACUCUAAGGAGACCUAGGUUCUGGUCCUGCCCUAUUCUCUGAGUGUCAGGAUCAGAAAACCUGUGAGCCUUGUUUUUAUUUUCACUUUAUGGUUGGAGAAACUGAAAUGGCCUUAAUGCAGCAAGUUCUCACAAAACUGUUGAAAGAAGAUUGUAAAGAUUAUAAAGUAUCUCUCACAUUUGAAUGAAACAGGAUUGACAGACUCA